CACCCGACUGUUAGUCAUUUGUGUCAGUAGCCGCAGAAUAUGAGCAGAAGCCGAGAUAGCAGGGAUCGCCUUGAUCAUCUGGAUGGGGAGGUGAGCGAGGUUACCUCCCUUCUAAAGGACAAUGUUGAUAAAGUGUUAAGAAGGGGCGACAAGCUAGAUGAUAUCCAGCAGAAAGCAGAGGACCUUGAGUCCAGCUCCGUUCAGUUCCAGAGAAGUUCCAGAAGUCUUCGGCGGAAAAUGUGUUGUGCCAAUAUCAAGAUGACCUUGAUCUUAAUCCUGGUUGUGUUUGUUAUCAUUGCAGUCAUUGUGGUUAUUGUACUAAUGACUGUGAAACCAUGGGAACACUCAGACAGUGGUAAUGAUCACCAUGGAAACAAGACACUGAUGAAUGGAUAAUCAUUGACCUGAAUCCAUCAGUCCUCGGUGACUUCUUACUUAAAACAAGUCCCAGUGUACAUUCCACCUGCUUAUUAUGUGAUACUAUGUUAGUGAUACUCUCUGUGUGUUGUAGUGUUAUGUGUCAAUCAAUGUCCCAGUGUUGUAUGUAUAUAAAUUAAUAUAUAGAGAGAAAGGACUAAGUAUUCUUAGUAUAAAGUAUCCUGUAAAUGUAUAUUAUUUUAAUACAUGUGGCUGUGUAUUCUGUUUAGCGGUUUUGGCGGAAAGAAAUGUCAGCUAAUUCAAGUACAACGUGUCUUCCACACGUAGACAUAAAUAAGAACAUUGAGAAAUGGGCUAAAUCAGAUCUUCGCUAACUUGUUCCAAAAUCAAUUUCAGCCAAAUAUCGUACAUGCUAAUUAUAAUACAUUUACUGUAUAUAGAGUACUAAAUAUUCUUACUUACUGUUUCUACAUGUAUUUAACUAACUAACUAUUACUUCAUUUACCGUAUAAGCAGAAUUUUUAGCGAAGGUUUGAUUUUGGCAAUUUUAGCGAGGGUGCCAAGAUCGCUAAAAUUGAAUAUCGCUAGAAAUUAAAUGCACUUUAUUUGUAAUAGCAUCUUUAGUGUGCUUUUUAAAAUCGCUGAAAUUACAUCUCGCUAAAAAUAAAAUACCAAUUUUAAGGACAAAUCGCAAAAUUUGCGUCUAGCUAAAAUUUCCACUUAUACGGUAUUUAAAAUUUAAAUAUGUUAAAACUUUAUAGAGUAAGGCAAAGUGAUGUACAAGUCUAAUGGGCUGGAUAUAAUGUAAGUCAAAUUCUGUUGUAAUUAAGUUGUAUCCUGUAUUUAUAUAUGUCACUCUAUAAUAAUGAAGUAUUUAUACUAACUUAGUUUUCAGGGAAAUUAGUAUUGACAUUUAUAACAAACUCUUAGUCAUAAUGAUCAUGCAUUUUUGAAUGGUAUAUGGAAAUAUACAUGAAAUCAAUGCAAUGUAUUGACAUAAAGAUAAUGCAUAUAUUAAUUUUUAAAUGAGUUAUCACGAAACUGGCUUGAGAGAUUCUGCAUGGUCAAUUCGUUGGAGCUUUAAAAGUUUAACUACUGCAGUUCAAUGUUUAUUGAUACGGUCCCAGUGUAUAGUGAUGUUAUACAUGUAGAGUUCAAGAAUGCAUAAAUCAUUUCUUAGACCAUCUUUAAAAUAAUGUUUGUUUGCCCUCUCCCGACGCAGAAUGGGGGCAGGGGUGGAAUUAACGUUUCCUGGAGGUUAAAAAUUGUUUUGAAUUGUGCCAUUUUUAGCCAGUAGGGUAAGUGAGGAGAGGGCAAACAAUUUUUUUUAUAGGUGGGCUUAUUUCUUCAUAUUAUAUAUAUUAUGUGUAACUCAUGUUUAAAGACAAUGACAAUUGUUAUUUUGUGAAGUGCAAUACCCAGUUCAUAAAUAAUCUCAGUCUAUGUAUUGCUUCAAAUUACUUAUUUAAAUUUGUUUUGUGACUAUUAAAGACCAUGUAUGCAUAAGGAA
This is a messenger RNA of Saccostrea cuccullata (small rock oyster), 1888 nucleotides long. Its product is annotated as vesicle-associated membrane protein 8-like. Gene Ontology annotation, molecular function: SNAP receptor activity; syntaxin binding. NCBI's taxonomy places the organism in Eukaryota, Metazoa, Mollusca, Bivalvia, Ostreida, Ostreidae. Bases 40 to 396 code for a protein of 118 amino acids. Gene Ontology annotation, cellular component: SNARE complex; plasma membrane. The record is from RefSeq and is a predicted model, not a curated record. The transcript is spliced from 5 exons. Gene Ontology annotation, biological process: vesicle-mediated transport; vesicle fusion.